Messenger RNA from Schistocerca cancellata (South American locust), 945 nucleotides. RefSeq lists its product as uncharacterized. Lineage: Eukaryota; Metazoa; Arthropoda; Insecta; Orthoptera; Acrididae. Bases 1 to 945 code for a protein of 314 amino acids. The record is from RefSeq and is a predicted model, not a curated record. The transcript has 2 exons.
AUGAAUGAAUGCAAAUCGUCAGAAGAUGAACAGCAAAAGCUGGAAACAGGCCACGGUCCGACACGUGCGACCAGGCUGCUGUAUUUCAGCGCAGUGGCGAAAUUCCCUGGCCUGCAGCGGGCAGAGUAUUGUGGAUGCACUGGCGACAGACGUGAUCGCCACUCACCGCCCCUGGCGCCAUCAGACGCCGGCCACCUGCCUCGCAGCCGCCGGCCGCAGUGCGCGCUGCCGGGCCGGGCGCCAGCGCGGCCGGCUCCCCCCACCCCUGGCGCGGCGCGCGGUCCCCUCCCCGCCCCGCCCCGCCCCUUCCCCGCCCCCCGCCGCGCCGCGCCACGCCCUCCCGCGGGCCGCGGGCCGGCCGGCGCUUCCGCGACGCGCCCGCUCCGCUCGGGCCCCGGCAACCGCGGCCCGCAGCGCAGCACCGCGCCCCCAGCACUCGCCGGGCCGCCCAUGACUACCGAGUACCGAGGCCGCGACGCCGACGCCGACGCUCCGCGCAGCCCCCGCCGUCCGCGGCGCCGGCGCCCCAUGGAGACGGUGGUGCACCUGGAGCGAGGCGGCAUGCCGCCCCAGGCGCAGAUGGCCUACGCCCAGCGGGCUGCGGCGCUGCACAGGUUAGUGCCGUGCCUGGGGGCUGGCUGGCUGCACAGCUCCUCCUCCUCCUCCUCCUCGUGCCGCCACGACUCCACGGCCGCUAUCGAUUUUCGCUGCGCCGAGCCGCGCCGGGUAGCGCCGCUUGUUUUUGUUUACAUUGCAGCGGCGCCGCCCCUCCAGCGCCGCACCGCCCCUCCCGCCGCUAGGGAACCCCCCACCACCGCCUCACCCUACCCCGCCAGCCGACUCACACCACUGUCUCCGAGUCGCCGGCCCGCCGCGCUACAACAGUUGCCUACUAUUGACAUUCUUCCCCUCCGCUGCAGAAUUUACUGCCGAAACUCGCAUUAA